AUGACUUCGACGGGUCAUGGACAUUAUAGCGUAGAAUUUCUACCCUGCGUCGGUCGCGUUGUCGAGUCGUACGUGAGAGCAUUGGGCAUUGAGGUGACGGACGAGAUCCAACAAUGGAGAGUUCAGCUGGAACUCGAGCGUCGAGAACGCUUGCAAGUUAGUCAGGAAGAUCUAGACGACGAGAAGCGGCUGGUUGAAGCCAUGGGGGACGAGACGCAGAAGAUGAAGCUACUGACUUUGCUGAAGCACGGCUUAGCCCACUAUGAGAGGAGCAGGAUGUCGGUGGUGACCUUCUGA
This is a messenger RNA of Phytophthora infestans T30-4, 297 nucleotides long. RefSeq lists its product as uncharacterized. Bases 1 to 297 code for a protein of 98 amino acids. The record is from RefSeq and is a predicted model, not a curated record. Lineage: Eukaryota; Oomycota; Peronosporomycetes; Peronosporales; Peronosporaceae. The transcript is spliced from 2 exons.